Molecule: messenger RNA, 965 nt
Organism: Hydra vulgaris (swiftwater hydra)
Lineage: Eukaryota; Metazoa; Cnidaria; Hydrozoa; Anthoathecata; Hydridae
Source: RefSeq, a predicted model, not a curated record
ACAUAAUAAAUUAAAAAAAAGCAUUGUUUGUUUUCAAAAACAUCUCGUAGUUGGUGGAAUAAUAACAACAGAAUGGAGUAUCAUAAAGUUGAAGGCGAAAGGAGAAAUUCAUUUCUCUACAUAGCUGGGAAUAAUUGCUAUGUAAAAAAUAAGAAUCACAACGGUUACAUUUAUUUAAACUGCAAAAACUAUCAACUGUGUGUUGGAACUGCAAAAAUACGCGAAGGAAGUGAUUUACUUGAGACAUUGCGAGGCCACUCUUGUGAUUCCAAAACAGAAAAUUUCAGCCAUUUGGAAGCGAUGGAAAAAAUGAGACUCAAAGCUGCAACUACACAAAUUCCGUAACGCCAGAUUUACAUGGAAAUCAUUCGAGACUGUCCUGAAAAUGUUAAAAUUUUUUUAUCCUACUUAAAAUGUGAACAGAUACUUUGUGCUGCAAGAAAAAUUCAGUACAGAGCAAAUCCUAAAAGCGUAGAAGAAGCAGUAUUGGCAAUAUCUGAGCCAAAUCCAUUUACCAACAUUCUGAAAGGAAUCGUCAGAUUUGAAGACCAGUUGGCCAUAGUAUUUUUUUCAUCAGCACUACUACAAAUACUCUCAGGAUCUACAAUUAUUUUGAUUGGUGCAACAUUUCGCGUUGUUCCUAGCAUCUUCAAAGGAGUCAACUACAAAAUAUCUCCAUUAUGCAUUGUGAUAUUGUCCUUCCUGUGUUUCAUGUUUUUAUGACUGGGAGAAAAGAAGGUAUUUACAUUGCUAUAUUUAGAAAAAUUAAGGAACUUUCAAGUGACUUUCAACCACGAAUUUCUAUGGCUGAUUAUGAAGCAGCAAUAGGCAGUGCCUUGAAGGUUGUCUUCCCUGAAAUAAGAUUGACUGGUUGCCGGUUUCAUUACGGCCAGGCAAUUUUAAGAAAAAUCGAAGCUGUUGGUCUUCAAUCUGAGUACAUCCACAACCCUGCAAUUAAAAGGUGG